This is a messenger RNA of Taeniopygia guttata (zebra finch), 4226 nucleotides long. Lineage: Eukaryota; Metazoa; Chordata; Aves; Passeriformes; Estrildidae. The record is from RefSeq and is a predicted model, not a curated record.
CCUCAGCCCUCCUCAAUCGCAGCUUUGUUGCGCCGCUCGCAGCUCGGAGGGAAACAGCCUCUGCUUCAUCACAUGAUGGGGAUGUUAAUACGCCACGAGUCUAUUAAACCCGGCGGAAGGGGCCGGACCGGUCUCCCCCCGGGGCUGGCCGGGGACCCCACUGCUGAGCGCGGCCCGGAGGGCUCCGUGCAGCGCCAUCCCCCCGUGACACGGUCCCUCGGGGGCAGGGGGCGGCCCCCCGCUCCAGAUGGCCGCGGGAGCCGCUCCGCCACAAUGAAAGGCGGAACACCUUCCUGCACCCAGUGACGGGACAGCUCCCCGAGGACACCUCAAGGCUUGACUUGCCAAACCCCAGCUCGGACAUGUCCAGCAAGGCGGGCAGCAAGCGGCCGGCCACCGUCCCCAGCGAGCCGCCCAACCACGCCAUGGUGGCCGAGGUGCCCCCGGAGCGCCCCGGAGGCCGGGCUCCGCGCUCGUCCCGCAAAGGCAUCGCCUUUGGGAAGCGCUCCAACUCCAUGAAGAGGAACCCCAACGCCGCCGUCACCAAGAGCGGGUGGCUCUACAAGCAGGCCAGCUCGGGGGUGAAGCAGUGGAACAAGCGCUGGUUCGUGCUGGUGGAUCGGUGCCUCUUCUACUACAAAGACGAGAAGGAGGAGAACAUCCUGGGCAGCAUCCCCCUGCUCAGCUUCCGCGUGGCCGCCGUGCAGCCCUCGGACAACAUCAGCAGGAAGCACACGUUCAAGGUGAUGGUGUGCUGGGUGCAGGAGCUGCCGGCGGGUAACGGGCAGCCCCUGUCUCCCCAGGCCGAGCACGCCGGCAUCCGCACCUACUUCUUCAGCGCCGAGAACACGGAGGAGCAGGAGGCCUGGAUCCAGGCCAUGGGCGAGGCCGCCCGCGUGCAGAUCCCCCCGAGCCAGAGGCACGAGAAACCAGACUCGGAGAACAUCCCUCCCAGCAAACACCACCACCACCACCACCACCACCACUGCAACGCCGCCCACCGCGAGCACCCCAAGGCCGAGCCCGACGCCAAGACCCGCGGCGAGGGCGACGGCCGCGGCUCGGAGAAGAUGGAGCGGAAGCCGUCGGAGCGGGCGGACAGCAAGAAGGAACUUUUGGUCAAAGCCAACGGCCUCAGCGGGCAGGAGCCGCCCUCGGAACCGGGCAGUCCCUACCCCGAGGGUCCGCGUGGGCCGGUGAGCGCCGAGCGGCCGGCACAGCCCAACGGGUGGCCGUACCCCUCGCCCAGCCGGCCCGGCAGCACCGCCUUCCCCCCGGUGGGUGACGGUGAGAACGGGGCCCAGCGCCGCAGCGUUGUCCCCAGGUCCCACCCCGAGAAGGUGGCCCAGCGCAAGAGCUCCAUGACGCAGCUGCAGCAGUGGGUGAACUCCCGCCGCGCCACCGCCGCCCCCGAGGAGCUGCGCAGCCCCACCAGGUUUUACCCGGUGUCGCGCCGGGUGCCCGAUUAUUACCCGCCCUACUCGCCGCAGUACCCCGAGGAGUACCAGUACUACCCGCCGGGCGUGCGCCCCGACAGCAUCUGCUCCAUGCCCGCCUUCGAGCGCGUCAGCCCGCCCUGGGCGCUGGAGGACAAACGCCACUCCUUCCGCAACGGGGGUCCCUUCCACGCCGCCUUCGGCCGCCAGGAUGUCCCUCUGUGGCUGCCGGCGCCCGCCAGGCCGCCCGGCUACCUGGACGAGGUGGACGCGGCCUCGGGCUCGCUGCGGAGGAUGUCGCUGCAGCCGCGCUCGCGCUCGGUGCCACGCUCGCCCAGCCAGGGCUCCUACGGCCGUGCCAGGGUCUACUCGCCCGUGCGCUCGCCCAGCGCCCGCUUCGAGCGGCUGCCGCCCCGCGGGGACGAGAUUUACGCCGACCCCGCCGCCUUCGUGAUGCGCAGAUCCAUCAGCUCGCCCAAGUACGAUUACCUGGGUGACAGGCGGCCCGUCCCGGCCGGGGUGUACCCCUACCACUUCCCGGCGUCCCCCAGCAUCCACGACAAAAUGGAUGAACUUUUAGACCUUCAGUUGCAAAGAAACCUAGAAUAUUUGGACCAGCAGAUGAGCGAGAGCGAGACCCUCAUCACUAUGGUGAACAGGAUGGUGGAGACCUCCUCCCCUAGGGCCCAGCUCUACAUGCAAGUGACGCCGUUCCCGGAGCCCUACAGGGACACCCUGCACCCCUACAAGAUCAGCGAGCAGGACACCGAUAAGCUGCUGGGGAAGCUCUGCGAGCAGAACAAGGUGCUGCGGGAGCAGGAGAGGCUGGUGCAGCAGCUCCGGGCUGAGAAGGAGAGCCUGGAGAGUGCCCUGAUGGGGACACACCAGGAGCUGGAGAUGUUUGGCAGCCAGCCCGCCUACCCGGAGAAGCUGCUGCACAAGAAGGAAUCGCUCCAGAACCAGCUCAUCAACAUCCGGGUGGAGCUGUCCCAGGCCAGCACGGCCCUGGCAAACAGCACAGCCGAGUACGAGAGCCUGGAGAGUGAAGUGUCCACCCUGCACGAUGACCUCUGGGAGCAGCUCAACCUGGACAUCCAGAACGAGGUGCUGAACCGGCAGAUCCAGAGGGAGAUCUGGCGGAUCCAGGACGUGAUGGAGGGGCUGAGGAAGAACAACCCCUCCCGAGGCACCGACACGGCCAAGCACCGAGUGGCGCUGGGCCCCUCGGGCACGUACAGCUCCAACAGCCCUGCCAGCCCCCUGAGCUCUGCCAGCCUCACCAGCCCCCUGAGCCCCUUCUCCCUCAUCUCCGGCUCCCAGGGAUCGCCCACCAAGCUGGGCCCUGGCGAGGAACCAGGCCCGCCUCGACCUCCCCUCCCCAAGUCCUACGUGCCCCUGGAGUCUCCUCCGGCCGUUCCUCCGCUCCCCAGCGAGAGCCGCCUCUGGCCCUACCCCGCCUCCCCUUCCUGGCACCAAGGAGAGGCCAAGCGGGGACAGCCCAAACCAGGCCCGGAGCAGAGCAAGAAGGAGCCCCCCCGGCCCAGCCCCCCCGGCCCCAGCCCCGAGGGGCUCCCGCAGGCCCGGCCCGAGCACGACGGCGACAAACAAGCGGCUCUCAACAAGGUGGGAAUCGUCCCCCCCAGGACCAAAUCUCCGGCGGAGGACGAGGCGGUGCCCAGGAGGAACGGCCUGGCCAACGGGCUCAGCUCCCGGGAGAGACCCAAGAGCGCCGUGUUCGCCACCGAGACCAAGGUGAAGAUGAGCGUGGAGGAGCAGCUGGACCGCAUGAAGCGCCACCAGAGCGGCUCCAUGAAGGAGAAGCGGCGCAGCCUGCAGCUCCCCGCGCCCCAGCCCGACACCCCCGGCACCAAAACCCCCUCCUCCUACAAGGUGGUGCGGCGGCACCGCAGCAUCCACGAGGUGGACAUCUCGGACCUGGAGGCCGCGCUGCGCUCCGACGAGCCCGGCAAGGCGUACGAGACGCCGCAGGAGGAGAUCGCCCGGCUGCGCAAGAUGGAGCUGGAGCCGCAGCACUACGAGGUGGACAUCAACAAGGAGCUGUCCACGCCGGACAAAGUCCUGAUCCCCGAGCGCUACGUGGAGCUGGAGCCCGAGUCGCCCCUCAGCCCCGAGGAGAUGAAGGAGAAGCAGAAGAAGGUGGAAAGGAUCAAGACUCUCAUUGCCAAAUCCAGCCUGCAGAACGUCAUCCCCCUGGGCGAGGGGGAGGUGGACACCCCGCAGGACCCUGAGGUGCAGCUGCAGGAGCAGGAGAAGAGGAUCGAGAUCUCCUGCGCCCUGGCUGCCGAGGCCUCGCGCCGCGGCCGGAUGCUCUCGGCUCAGUGUGCCACCCCCAGCCCUCCCUCCUCCCCGGCCUCCCCGGCUCCUCCGGCCGAGCCGCCCCGGGCCGACAGCAGCCACCUCAUGCGGGUGUGAGCCUGUGACCUCAAGCCCUGGCUGCUGCCGGCGCCACCAAGUUCCACGGGGCCACGUUUUAGUCCCCUCCUGAGGUGACACCGAACCUCGCGCCACCACCCUCGGUUCUCCCGGACCCCCUUCCCUCCCUGCGGCGGCGACACCAGCGGGAGAUGUGGCACCGGCGGGAGCCCCGAGGAGGCGGGAGGGGGCCGGGCUUGUCCCCGAGGAGCCCCCAGGGCUGUCAGUGGCCACCGGGUGACACCCGGACAGCUGUGACAGCGGCCGCAAGGACACACCCCGACAGAUGUGACAGCGGCCACCAGGACAGAUGUGACAGUGGUCACCAGGACAUCCCCAAACAGCUGUGACAGCGGC